AUGCGUCUUGAGGUGGCAGCAACGGUAGUAGUGGUGGAGGUGGUCGGUGAGCCUCCUGAGGAGGCUGUGGUGGUCGUUCCUUUUCUCGGCCUCGUCCUCCUCCCUGACGAGGUAAUAGGUGCCGUCGCCCAGGUGGUUGUGGACGUGAGCGCCGUGGCACUCAUCGUCUCUCCUAAGCUCGCCGUCCUGGUCGGCGGGGGAGGAGACGCUGUAGCCGCAGCGGUGGAGGAACUGGCCGAGUUGAUUGGUCAUGUUAAUCUUGUAAUCCCUCCACCUGCCGCCGGUCCUGCAGUUCCGCCGCAGCUGAGUGAGGGUGUCGAACAUGAUGGGCACUACGGUGAGGAAGACCUUGGCGUAGCGGUCGGCGUCGGCCUCCACCGGCGCCUGGCCGGAGUACCUGGAGACGUAGGCCUUCUUGAGUUCCUGGGGGAACGCUAUGAGUCCCUUCUUGACUGCCAGCAGCAGGAACAGAUUGCCCGCCUCGCCGUAGGGCUCCGGGUGGAACGCGUCCAGUUGCCGCUGCAGGGCACACAGCUGUCCCAUAACCGCGUGGUCGAAGUGUCCGACCGCCUCGAUGUGCUGCACCAGGGCGUCGAAGGACUCCAUCAGCGCCGUCACUGCGGCCAGGUUGGGAGGGAACUUGUCGGCGGACGUCUCCUCGCACUCCCCUUGUGGAAGCGCCUUGUAGAUCCUGGCAAUUGCGUCGUGGUCGUUGCGUCGCUUCGCCGCCUCCAACUGCCGAAUCUGCUCGUCGGUCAUCAGGGCUCUGGGGAAUAUCCCCCUGAACAUGUCCGCCUGCCUGAGCAGUUGGGGGAAGAAGGCACGUGCGGCGUCGCCGAGUCGCUCCGCCACCUGGGUGAGCGGGGGACUGUCUUGCGUGAAGUCAUUUUCUUGAAUGUUCUUGACAAAGUCAUCUUGCAUCUUGGCCAUAAAGCCCUUGUACCCUAUCGCCAAGUCGGCGGCGAUCUCCUCCGGCAGCCCCUGCAGCGCGUCGGCCACCCUGGCGGCGAAGUGUUUCAGGGCGUCCUUCGCGGACGCCACGUAGUCCCGGCGGGCCUGCUUGGUGAGCUCCGCGAUUGCCUUUUCAAUCUCACUGUCUACGAAGCGUUCAAUGUUUUCUACUUUCUCCCAUUUUAUGUAAUCGGCGUUGGUGAGGAACUUGUCGCACGCCUCGAUGGCCUUGUGGAGGUCACCGGUGCGGAGGGUGUCAAUUUGUGUCUUGAUUUUUGCGAGGUCUUUGUCGAUGUUAUUUUCUUUGAAAAGCCCCAACUGCCAGUCGACACUGCCGGCUUCGCUCGCAAUCUUGGCGCACAGUUCACCGAGAUGUUCGUUGACCUUGGGGACUGUGUCCCUAUUGAGCUCUUCAAUGUCUUUCUUAAUUUUUUCAAGACCUUCAUUUUUGCCUUCUCCAAUUUUCUCUUCCAGAUGUUUUAA
Molecule: messenger RNA, 1434 nt
Organism: Babesia ovata
Lineage: Eukaryota; Apicomplexa; Aconoidasida; Piroplasmida; Babesiidae
Exons: 1
Coding region: 1-1434 (477 amino acids)
Source: RefSeq, a predicted model, not a curated record